AGUUUUCGGGCGGAGUCGACUGCAACUGGGAUAUAUCUGUGUGCAGUGAGUACGCAGGAGCAAGCCGUGUACAAGUCCGUCGGUUUUUGGAAUUUGGUACUCCGGAGAGGGACCGGCAGCCAGAAGGGAACUGAAUAAAGAAAGAGCACCACACAGUCGAAAAUGUCUUCGAAUAAAGACGAUGGUGGAUGGAAGAAGUUUGUAUGGGAUUCGGACAAGGGGGAAUUUUGUGGACGCACAGGGGGGAGUUGGUUUAAAAUUCUAGGGUUCUACUUAAUCUUCUAUGCUUUUCUGGCUGGAGUAUUCAUCGGCACCAUCCAGGCCUUGCUUCUCACCCUCAGUAACUACAAACCCACCUGGCAAGACAGAGUUGCUCCCCCAGGCCUGUCACACACCCCACGCUCCGACAAAUCCGAGAUCGCCUUCAACUUGAAUGAUGUGGAGACCUACUUGACUUACACCAAGGCCAUGCGAGAGUUCCUGGUUAUGUACGACGACGACAAACAGCGGGACCAGAUGAAAUACGAGGAUUGUGGAGAGCAACCCGAAGACUAUAAGAACCGUGGUGACCUGGAGAGUGAUGUGGGGAUCAGGAAGGCCUGUCGCUUCCAGAGGAGCUGGCUUGGGCCUUGCUCCGGGAUGGAAGACAGAGACUUUGGCUUCAAGGAAGGAAAACCCUGCCUGAUCGUCAAGCUCAACAGGAUCGUCAACUUCAGGCCACGGCCCCCCAGCUCCAAUGAAAGCAUCCCUGAGGGAGCCCAGACCAAGGUCCAGCCCAACGUCAUGCCCAUCUUCUGCACCAACAAGAGAGAGGAGGACGCUGGUAAGAUGGGUGAGGUGAAGUACUACGGCAUUGGGGAAGGUUUCCCCCUCCAGUAUUACCCUUACUACGGCAAGCUGCUCCACCCCCAGUACCUGCAGCCCCUAGUGGCCCUCCAGUUCGUCAACCUCACCAUGAACACCGAGCUGCGCAUCGAGUGCAGAGCCUACGGAGAGAACAUUGGCUACAGCGAGAAGGACAAGUUCCAAGGAAAAUUUGACGUUAAAUUCACUGUCACCAACUUAUGACCACAGUUAGGUUCAUAGCACUUUUUCUCUCCAGCCCCCUCUCCCUCCCUAACCAUUUCUCAAAGUAA
Oncorhynchus kisutch (coho salmon) is the source of this 1136-nucleotide messenger RNA. Its product is annotated as sodium/potassium-transporting ATPase subunit beta-233. The transcript is spliced from 6 exons. Gene Ontology annotation, cellular component: sodium:potassium-exchanging ATPase complex. The coding region runs from base 163 to 1068 and encodes 301 amino acids. The record is from RefSeq and is a predicted model, not a curated record. Gene Ontology annotation, molecular function: ATPase activator activity. Gene Ontology annotation, biological process: intracellular sodium ion homeostasis; sodium ion export across plasma membrane; intracellular potassium ion homeostasis. Lineage: Eukaryota; Metazoa; Chordata; Actinopteri; Salmoniformes; Salmonidae.